AUGCGUAUAGAAGAGGUAAAUAGUACGACGAAAUCCCAAAGAAUCGCUGCUCACAGUCACAUACGGGGACUGGGAUUGGAUGAAAAUGGUGAACCUCUUCAGAAUGCUGCCGGUCUGGUUGGGCAGAUGGCUGCUCGUGAAGCUGCUGGGAUAAUAGUUGAAAUGAUUCGGUCCAAGAAGAUGGCAGGUCGGGCUGUUUUAAUGGCAGGUCCUCCCGCCACUGGGAAGACGGCAAUUGCUCUAGCAAUCUCACAAGAACUGGGUAACCGAGUUCCCUUUUGUCCCAUGGUCGGUAGCGAGGUGUUUUCAUCCGAAAUAAAGAAGACAGAAGUUCUUAUGGAGAACUUUCGUCGGGCCAUCGGCUUGCGCAUAAAGGAAGUUAAGGAAGUGUAUGAAGGCGAAGUCACAGAACUGACACCGGUUGAAACGGAAAACCCGACGGGAGGUUAUGGCAAAACGAUAAGUCAUGUCAUUAUAAGCCUUAGGACUGUUAAAGGCGUCAAACAGUUGAAGUUGGAUCCGUCAAUUUAUGAAAGCCUUCAAAAGGAACAUGUUGAAGUUGGAGAUGUUAUUUAUAUUGAGGCAAAUUCCGGCGCGGUUAAACGCCAGGGUCGUUGUGAUGUAUAUACGGCUGAGUAUGACUUGGAGGCGGAUGAAUAUGUCCCACUUCCCAAGGGUGAGGUGCAUAAGAAAAAAGAAGUCGUUCAGGACGUUACUCUCCACGACUUGGACAUAGCGAACGCUCGACCACAAGGGGGUCAUGAUAUAGUUUCGAUGAUGGGACAGUUGAUGAAACCAAAAAAGACUGAAAUUACAGAUAAAUUACGCAAAGAAAUCAACAAAGUUGUGAAUAAAUAUAUCGAUCAGGGAAUGGCUGAGCUUGUACCUGGUGUCCUUUUCAUUGACGAAAUUCACAUGUUUGAUAUCGAGUGCUUUACCUAUCUUCAUCGCGCUUUGGAGUCAACUAUUGCGCCCAUCGUCAUUUUUGCGACUAAUCGUGGCAAGUGCCCUAUCAGAGGUGCAGAAGAUAUUAUUUCUCCACACGGUCUACCUCUUGAUCUUCUUGAUCGUGUAAUGAUUAUCCGCACAAUGCCGUACACAUUCACCGAGACCUUGGCCAUCCUCCGAAUUCGAGCAGAGACCGAACGUCUCAAAGUUUCCGAAGAAGCUUUCCAGCGUCUUGCCACCAUUGCAACUGAGUCCACUCUUAGGUUCGGCAUACAGCUACUGACGCCAGCAUCUCGGCUAGCUCAGCUGACGGAAAGUGAAGAGAUUACACCGGAACACAUUAUUGAAGUGAGCAGUCUCUUUUUGAAUGCUAAACAAUCGGCUAAAGUGCUUGCCGAGCACGACAGUCAGUUCCUCAAGUGA
This is a messenger RNA of Echinococcus granulosus, 1371 nucleotides long. Its product is annotated as RuvB-like protein. Gene Ontology annotation, molecular function: DNA helicase activity; ATP hydrolysis activity; ATP binding. NCBI's taxonomy places the organism in Eukaryota, Metazoa, Platyhelminthes, Cestoda, Cyclophyllidea, Taeniidae. The transcript is spliced from 7 exons. Gene Ontology annotation, cellular component: NuA4 histone acetyltransferase complex; Ino80 complex; Swr1 complex. Bases 1 to 1371 code for a protein of 456 amino acids. Gene Ontology annotation, biological process: chromatin remodeling; box C/D snoRNP assembly; regulation of transcription by RNA polymerase II. The record is from RefSeq and is a predicted model, not a curated record.